Drosophila grimshawi is the source of this 2445-nucleotide messenger RNA. It is a transcript of the gene svp, whose product is annotated as steroid receptor seven-up, isoforms B/C. The transcript is spliced from 3 exons. The coding region runs from base 168 to 2369 and encodes 733 amino acids. Gene Ontology annotation, molecular function: RNA polymerase II cis-regulatory region sequence-specific DNA binding; nuclear receptor activity; zinc ion binding. NCBI's taxonomy places the organism in Eukaryota, Metazoa, Arthropoda, Insecta, Diptera, Drosophilidae. The record is from RefSeq and is a predicted model, not a curated record. Gene Ontology annotation, biological process: cell differentiation; anatomical structure development; regulation of transcription by RNA polymerase II.
UACAUAUUUUUGGGGAAUAAAAAAAGAAAAGAAAAAUUGUUGAAACCGUUCUUUGGUGACUUAUUCCGUUCCCGUGCAAAGUGUAUUCCAGCGGUUAUUCCACGUGUUCCGAUCCGGCCGCCAAAAUUAUUACGCACAAUUCGCUGAGCGUGUACGGUGGCGGCGUCAUGUGCGCCUCACCGUCCACCGCUCCCGGCUUCUUCAAUCCGCGGCCGCAGUCCGGCGCCGAGCUGUCCGCCUUCGAUCUGGGCCUCUCGCGCUCCAUGACGUUGGGCGUGCCGCCGCACAGCGCCUGGCACGAUCCCAAUCUGGGCGGCCAUCUGCAUGCCUCAGCCGGACCCGGCUCCCUCGCGGGCACCAACAGCAGCGGUGGCGGCGGCGGCGGUGGUGGCGGUGGCACCACACCCAGCAGCGUGGCCAGCCAACAGUCGGUGGGCAUCAAACAGGAUCUGUCCGGCCUGAGCGCCUCGACGGCAAACCUCAACCAAAGCGCACAUCACGUCAUCAAGGAGGAUCUGUCCAGUUUGCCCAGCGCCAACGGCGGCUCCACUUCCGCACAUCACACAAGCGCCGCUCAGUCCGGUCAUGGCCCGGAUCUGGUGCCCAUCAUCAAGGGCUCACAGUCGUCCAGCUGCGGCGGCGGCGGCGGCGGUGGUGGUGGUGGUGGUGGUGGCAGCACCACGCCCAGCUCCCAGGCAAACAGUUCGCAUUCGCAGAGCAGCAACAGUGGAUCCCAGAUCGAUUCCAAACAGAGCAUCGAGUGCGUCGUCUGCGGCGACAAGAGCUCCGGCAAACACUACGGUCAAUUUACCUGUGAAGGCUGCAAAUCGUUCUUCAAGCGCUCCGUGCGACGCAACCUGACAUAUUCGUGUCGGGGCAGCAGAAACUGUCCCAUAGAUCAACAUCAUCGCAAUCAAUGCCAAUAUUGCCGUUUGAAAAAGUGCCUCAAGAUGGGCAUGCGACGCGAAGCUGUUCAACGAGGCCGCGUGCCGCCCACACAACCGGGUCUGUCUGGAAUACAUGGCCAAUAUCAGUUGGCCAACGGCGAUCCGAUGGGCGUGGCAGGCUUCAAUGGCCACUCGUACCUCAGUUCCUACAUCUCGCUGCUGCUGCGCGCCGAACCAUAUCCCACAUCCCGCUACGGCCAGUGUCUGCAGCCAAAUAACAUUAUGGGCAUUGACAACAUCUGCGAGCUGGCCGCCCGUCUCCUCUUCUCUGCCGUCGAAUGGGCCAAGAAUAUACCCUUCUUUCCGGAGCUGCAAGUGACCGAUCAGGUGGCGCUGUUGCGACUCGUCUGGUCUGAGCUCUUUGUGCUGAAUGCCAGUCAAUGUUCGAUGCCACUGCAUGUGGCGCCGCUGCUGGCGGCCGCUGGACUGCAUGCCUCCCCAAUGGCAGCGGACCGUGUGGUGGCAUUCAUGGAUCACAUACGCAUCUUCCAGGAGCAGGUGGAGAAGCUGAAGGCGCUGCAUGUUGAUUCUGCCGAGUACUCCUGCCUCAAGGCAAUUGUGCUGUUUACCACCGGUAAGUUGCUGGACAUCCUCUACAAGGAUGUGCCCGCACUGCUAACCAAAGUUUCAGCGCUUCUCGGCAAGCGUGUGGCAUCUGGCGCGGAGUCUGCAGGUUUGCCGGCUAACUGCAGCAACGAUGAUGUGCUUGCUGUGGUGCGUGAUCAUCUCGAUGAGCUGAAUCGCCAUGAGUUUGAGUCACAGCUGCAGCAGGCGCCACUGCAUUUGGCCACCUUCAUGAAGAGCGUGGCGGGCGUUGAGGCUGCAGUGCAGCAGGCGGAGCAACAACAACAACAGCAGCAACAACAGCAUCAGCAGUUGGAGUCUAAGCCAAUUGCUGGUGUUGCUGCCACUGUGCCCGUUGUGCCCUCCGCCAGCAGCGCUUUCAGCAGCUGCGCCAAGUCCAACACUGUUGAGGUCGAUCUGCUUGCAGCACUCUAUGCCAGCUCCAAUGGCAAUGAGAGCAGCAGCAGUCACAAUAAUAGCAGUGGCUUGGGUGCCUCGCUGCCCACACAAUCCCAAAGCGGUUCGUCCUCUAUAAAUUCCACCGCGUCACCGCUGAGCACGGUGGCCGCAACAACCGCCGCCAUCGCCACGUUGAGCACAACAACAACUGCGACAGCAACGGGCAGCUCUCAGCUGGCUGGAGCAUAUCAGACGCCAGCCAUGUUCUAUCAGACGCCGCCUCGCAGCGCCUACGGCGCGGCCUUUGAUAUGUUCCAUCACAGCACACCGUUUGGUGUCAGUCAUGCGGCGGCAGCGGCUGCAGCGGCUGCCCACUCAGCUAGUAGCGCCGGUAGCUUCGGUAGUCCCAGCUAUAGAUACUCGCCGUACAGCCUGGCGGGCAGUAGAUGGCAAUUGUAGCGCCCCCAUUAAAUCGAGUUAGUCAGUUAGUCUAGUUAGCCGUAUCUGUAUCAUCAACUAUGUAUCUAUGAAGUAC